UGGCAGAGCAUGGCCAAGACCGUGCGCGAUGUCGAUGUCCAGAAGAUCGAAGACUGCAAGGACGAUAUUGACACUCUGCUCGUGUUCGCCGGUUUGUUCUCGGCCGUGCUCACGGCAUUCCUCAUUGAAUCGUACUCGAGCCUCCAACCGGACACCGAGUCUGAAAUAGUAUUUCUCCUACGACACUCCCUGGCUCAGAACUACACUAUCAGCGGCUCAUUCCUCAACACAACGGCUCCCUUCCCAGGGGCUAUGCCGUUCGAGACGCCCCUCUGGGCUUUGCGGGUGAACGGUCUCUGGUUCGCUAGUCUCAUAUGCAGCCUCGCCACUGCUUCGUUUGGGAUGCUCGUGAAGCAAUGGUUGCGAGAGUAU
Molecule: messenger RNA, 372 nt
Organism: Phanerochaete carnosa HHB-10118-sp
Lineage: Eukaryota; Fungi; Basidiomycota; Agaricomycetes; Polyporales; Phanerochaetaceae
Exons: 2
Source: RefSeq, a predicted model, not a curated record